AGCAGAGAGGCAGAGAGUGGUCAUCUGUGACCAGUCCUGUCUGCCAGGCCCACACAAGAAGCCUUUCCUUGAACUGUCUCGUGAGGGUGGUACCCCAAAACUGUUCAGAGAUUAGUCCUGCCAUCUUCAUGACAACCUCCUCAAGUGAACCUCCAUCGAAAAGUUCACUUCCUUCUGACGUAGAGCAGCCAUUGUUUCAUAGCCUAUCCGAGAUAACCCGGCGACUUUACAUCGGCAAUGGGGUGGCUGCCAAUAAUGAAAACCUUCUAUACAACAAUCAGAUCACCAUGGUCAUCAACGCCUCAGUGGAAGUGGUGAACACAUACUAUGACAACAUCCAAUACUUGCAGGUGCCAGUGACUGAUACCCCGACCUCACACAUCUAUAGUUUUUUUGAUCUUGUUGCUGAUCAGAUUCACAGUGAGGACAUGAAGCAGGGUCGAACGCUGCUACACUGCGUUGCAGGAGUGAGUCGUUCACCUACACUCUGCCUUGCAUACCUUAUGAAAUACCAUGCUAUGACACUGCGUGAUGCCCACACAUGGAUCAGAGCACUCCGCCCCAUCAUCCGGCCUAACAACGGCUUUUGGGAGCAGCUGAUCCAUUACGAAUCUAAGCUGUUUAGUAAGAACUCCGUGAAAAUGAUCAACUCUCCGGUGGGCGUGAUUCCUGAUGUCUAUGAAGAAGAAGUGGAAUUGAUGAUGAUGCAAAUGUGAACCAUCCCAACUGGCUCCUGAUGUCCUUGGCCAGUGAUGCCUAUUGAUAGGCAAGAAAAGACAGGGGACAUUGGA
Molecule: messenger RNA, 791 nt
Organism: Ochotona princeps (American pika)
Lineage: Eukaryota; Metazoa; Chordata; Mammalia; Lagomorpha; Ochotonidae
Product: dual specificity protein phosphatase 18-like
Exons: 1
Coding region: 129-716 (195 amino acids)
Biological process (GO): protein dephosphorylation
Molecular function (GO): MAP kinase tyrosine/serine/threonine phosphatase activity
Source: RefSeq, a predicted model, not a curated record